GCGUUCAUCACGUCCCGGCUGGAUUACUGUCAUUCUCUGUAUGUUGGACUCAGCCAGUCGUCUCUCUCACGUCUCCAACUGUUCCAAAUGCAGCUGCCCGUCUUCUGGUUGGAGGACGUAGGAGAGUCCGCAUCACGCCAAUUUUAGCAUGGCUGCACUGGCUGCCUGUGCAUGUUAGAGUUCACUUUAAGAUUCUUUGACUUGUUUUUAAAUCUUUACAUGGUCUGUCCCCGCUGUACCUCUCUGAACUUCUCUCUCCUUACUCGCCAGCCCGGUGCCUCAGAUCAGCUGCUUCUGGAGGUACCGAGGUCCAGAUGAAGCUCAGAGGGGACAGAGCUUUUGCUGUCGCUGCUCCAAAACCGUGGAACUCUCUGCCACUGUCCAUCAGAGAAGCUCCAUCACUGCCCAUUUUUAUUUUAAUUCAACAUGAGACUUCUGUUAUUGCUGUGUUGCUGUACUGGUUUGAUUGUUUUUAUCUCUCUAUUUUUAAUCUUGUUUUAGUGUUUGUUUUCUUCAUUUCUCGUGUUCAGCACUUUGUGUCGGCUGCUGCUGAUUGAAAGUGCUCCAUAUUAAAGAGGAGUUGAGUUGAUGUCACAAAGGUAUCUGCAUUUCCUGGGAGGAGAAUGAGCAACAUGUACGUGUGACACGGCCAAAAUGUUUCCUUUAGUUCGUUUUACUGAUUACUUUGCUCAUUUAUCUCUGAGAAGAAACAAGAAAUUGUUUUUCUAAAAUUCCACAUCUUUAUUAGAUCCAAGUGAGCCGCUGCUAGUAGUCAACACUUUUAUAAAAAAAAUACAAUAAACUUACUAAACCAUAAAACAGUGUGUUUUAAUUUAUUCAAAAAACCUUAAAUUCUUAAAAAUGCCCAAUCAUAAUUUUCAUUUAUAUUUUUACUGGACAGAUUCCAUAAAUGAUAAACCAUAAAUCAAUGUCUGAUCAUACAGGUUCACCCGAUAACUAACUACUUUUGGACUUUUCAUCAAAUAAUGGUUUGAACAAACUCUCCUCUUCUUCAGGCAUAAAUUUAAGUGACCUGUACUUUAUCCACCUCUUCGUGCUUCUUGGAGACUAGAAACAUGUUGGGAAAAAAGUGAAAACCUGUCGGAUCAACCAGGUUAACGAGUUCAUGCCUGGAUUAUCUCAGACGUGUGGAGACUCAAACCGAUAAUGUGACCAUUUUCGUUCUCGUUAGGUUCAGAUAAAGGUCAUUUAAACGACAGUUUUUAAACCAACCAAACCCCAUACCAUGAUAUGCCACCUCCAAGCUCCACCAUUCAGGCGCUUUCAGCUCAUGUUGGUCCAGAAAGUGUCUUAUUUUGAAAAACAGUUUUAACAAGCUUCUUUCCCAGACCUAAACUCUUCUCCUCUAGGGUUCAUCACUCCUUCCUGCUCCUUCAUUCACGCGUUCCCUACGUUCAUGUUUGGUCUUCAGCCAGAAGAACGUGGUUCAGUCCACGGAUGGACUAGAGUUCUGCUGUUUCUGACCCGUGGUUGAACAUUUUUUGGAUGUUCCCAUCCUGUGGAGCAACAACCUCAUUGUUGGGUUUCCAUGAUUUGGAGCGAUCUGAGCGCCACAUCCUUCUGGAAGCAGAGGCGCUGAGCUCGGCACUCUGCCUGCGGGCGACACAAAGGCGGCGCUGAAUGGUCCGGCCCUGCAGCCAAUCAGCUCAGAGCAGCAGGAGCGGAUCGCCCUCUGCGAGCGGUCGGCGGGGGCCACUGUCCAGCUGGACUCCAGCAGCUGUUGGGGAGGGGAGGGGGGGGCCUGAAAGAAUUUUCUAAUUGUACCAAUUGUCUAUAAAAAUUAAUGUGCGAGUUAAAAUCCCUCCUCAUGAGUUCAAAGACAGAAAUGAAAGACUCUGAAGACUCCAAGGUAAAAGUUCAUAACUCGACCCGCUUCUGCUAAAUAACAAGGUUAAACUGAUGGACGACCUGCGAAGACCUAAAGACCAAACGGACGGGACGGCGAUGAGCAGAAACGACCAGAAGGGAGUGAGGCUGACGGGGAGGUACUGGAGCCAAACGGAAGGAGGUCCGUCCAUCGUCCACACUCCCAUCGGCUCCCAGAUCCCCCCACACCCCUCCACAGUCGUCGCCAUUGGACCUCAGCUCCAAAGAUCUCCGCUUGAUGAGCCAAAGGCGGAUGGAGAGGCUUGGACGAGGGACACGCCCUCUCAGACCAGGGCGUCCUUUGGGGAAACGGGUUUUCCUCGGCAGACGGUGCCGGAGCUCAAGUCCAUCUUGAGAGGCGGUCCUUUGUUCUGCAUCAGCGGAGGAGAUGAUGGGGAACCAGGAAGUCCCUGUCAGGACUGGAGCAGCAGUGGUGGUGGAGGUCCGGGUGGUGGUCAGGACAGAGCUUUCAGUACCUUCAAACCCCAAAGGGAUGCUUCCAGAAGAGGGGCCAGGUCCAGAGGCAUCACAUCUAUUCAGCUCCCCCCCAGCGUGGAUUCAUCCAGCUCGUUCAGGUCUGCCACCCACACAAAUAGGAGUCCGGGAGUCAGGACCGACGCACAUUCAAGCGGCAGCUCCUGGGGGGCAGACACUGGAGGUUCUCACUCAGAAAACGACAUCACGACCAUCGCGUUCUCUGGAGACCAGUGGUUCAUGGCGUCCAUGGAGCAGAUCAAGCAGCAGAUCGCCCGAGAAAACAUCAACUUUGUCCGCUUCGAGGCCACGGACCUCCACGGCGUGUCGAGGUCCAAGACCGUGCCUGUCCGCCACUUCCACGAGAAGGCGGUUUACGGCGUACCCAUGCCACGGAGCUACCUGGAGCUGACGCUGAGCCCCAAGAGCAACGAGGUGGACCACGCCAGCACCGCCAACUUCAGCAGCGAUGUCCUCCUGAUCCCUGACCUCUCCACCUUCAAGCUCUUGCCCUGGGCCGAGCAGACGGCGCGGGUCAUCUGUGACCCGUGCACCGUGACAGGAAGUCCCCUCUGGACGUCUCCUCGCCUCAUCGCCAAGCAGCUCCUCGGCCAGCUCCAGAGCCUGGGAUUCUCCCUGCACUCGUCCUUCACGUACGAAUGCUGCGUCUUGGGAGCGCCGGAGCGGAUCGGGCCGAAGACGCUCCUCUUCCCCGCCACCACCCUUCUCAGCAACCAUGACCUGCCCUUCUUUCAGCAGCUGGUGGACAGCAUGUACUGCAUGGGUGCCGACAUUGACAGCAUAGCGUCCGCCAGCGGCCCUGGCCAGAUGGAGAUCAACCUGAGGCCAGAGUUUGGGAUUUCUGCCGCCGACAGCGCGUUCACCUUCCGCACAGGCAUCAAGGAAAUGGCUCGCAAACUCAGCUACAUAGCCAGCUUCUUCACCGAUGACGGCCUCUACAACGCCGGCGUGCUCUCCCACAGCCUGUGGGACGCCAACGGCCGACGGAGCCUCUUCCACGGCGGCGAGAAGCCCGGCGAGCUGUCUGAGAUUGGUAGAAAGUGGCUGGCGGGGCUCCUGACCCACUCGGCCGCCUUGAGCUGCCUGAUGUCGCCGGGCCUCGGCUGCAGGAACCACAUGGCCAAGACGAUCAAGGACCCCAAACGCCUCCUCUACGCCACCUGCGGCUGCAACGACAACAGCAGCUCCUUUAACAUCAAGAGCCACGGCGGGAGGGAGACGCACGUCGACAACAAGCUGGGGUCCGCCAUGGCCAACCCCUACAUCGUGCUGGCCGCCACCGUGGCCGCCGGGCUGGACGGAAUCCGGAGGAACCUGACCGUCGAGAGCUCCCUGACCAAAGCUCCCAGCCAGCAGAAAGACUUCUCCAUCCCCAUAAAGAUGGACGACGCUCUGGAGGCGCUGGAGGAGGACCACGUCAUCCGCAGCGCGCUCGGAGAACCCUUCGUUCAGUAUUUCAUCGCCAUGAAGAAGUUCGAGAUCGAGACCCAGGAGCUGGACGACGAGAGGAACAAGUGUCUGGAGUAUUUCAUCUGACAGAGACGCCACUCCUUAUUUUAGAAACCAGAUUCUUUCACAUUCUGUGAAAUAAAGGACAAUGAGCUCCAACCUGCGUGCUGAACUAUUGGAGUGGUUUGGUGUCACUGAAGAUUUCAAGAAAUAUUUACACUUUCAUGCAAAAGUGCUCAAUAAAAGUCUGUUUUUCAUGGAUUCCAUUAAAAAAAUGUUUUUUGUUCUAA
Oryzias latipes (Japanese medaka) is the source of this 4121-nucleotide messenger RNA. RefSeq names its product lengsin, lens protein with glutamine synthetase domain (gene lgsn). Gene Ontology annotation, biological process: lens morphogenesis in camera-type eye. The record is from RefSeq and is a predicted model, not a curated record. Gene Ontology annotation, cellular component: membrane; cytoplasm. Lineage: Eukaryota; Metazoa; Chordata; Actinopteri; Beloniformes; Adrianichthyidae. Gene Ontology annotation, molecular function: glutamine synthetase activity.